Molecule: messenger RNA, 1872 nt
Organism: Nicotiana attenuata
Lineage: Eukaryota; Viridiplantae; Streptophyta; Magnoliopsida; Solanales; Solanaceae
Exons: 7
Coding region: 1-1872 (623 amino acids)
Molecular function (GO): zinc ion binding
Source: RefSeq, a predicted model, not a curated record
AUGGCAAGUUUAACAGUGUUGUUGCGUCAUUCUGGCAAGUGGAACGAUGAAAGCAAUUAUGUCGAUUUUUCAAUUGAGGGAAUACUGAUAAAGGAGUAUGCGUUGUAUAAUGAUUUGGUUGCGUCAAUUUCUAAUCAACUGGGCAUAGAUUUGAGCACAAAGUCCAUUAAAAUUCAAUACAAAGUAGAAGUGAAUAGCACGCCAAUGGAAAUACACAAUGACAUGGGUUACAGGGUGUAUGUAGAGUAUAAAAAAGAGAACAGAGAAUUCGGGAUGUAUCCUUUGUGCAUAACAACGAUUGAAAAAGAACUUGUAUCCGGUGGUAGUUUAAUUCAAGGCGAUAUUGUGCAAAUAGACGAAUCACUUCAAAGGAGAAGCAAUUGGGUGUUUGAACUGGACAAGGAUUUGAUAAUUUCAAAAACUAAUCAAAGGGAGGUUAUGGUUGGACAAGUAUAUAAGGAUAAGGCUACAUUGAAAGAGGUGAUGGAGAAUUAUGCUAUAUCUCAAAGGUUCCAAUUCCGGGUUGAUAGGUCUAAUGCUGUCAGCUAUGCAUUAUUAUGUAUGUCAGAAGAUUGUGAAUGGAGGCUUAAGGCUUCAAGCAUUAACAAAUCAGAACUAUUCAAAGUGAGAGAAUUCAUUGAUAACCAUACAUGUCCGCUGAAGGACAAGGUGUAUGAGCAGCGACAGGCAAGUAACAGCCUUAUAGGUGGUAUGAUUAGGCCUAAGCUUACUAAUCAUAAGAGGAAAUACACCCCAAAGAAUAUUAUUGAUGAUGUGAAAUCAGAUUUAGGUGUAGAUGUUAGCUACAUGUUGGCGUGGCGGGCUAAAGAAAAGACAAUGAAUUUUUUGAGAGGUGAACCGGCUGAUUCAUACAAAAAAUUACCAGGAUACUUAUAUAUAAUGGAUAUGACAUAUCCAGGUUCCCACAUCAGAAUGACCCAUUGUGGUUGUGGAUGGAAGUCACCUAAAUCUUACUACACCGGGACAUUCGUUUCGGCAAGCACGUUGGAUGGUGCAGCAUAUGGUGUUAUUGAUUCAGAGAACGAUGCUGCUUGGACGUGGUUCUUUGAGCAAUUCAAGAUAGCAUACGGUGACAGGGAAAACAUGUGCAUCGUUUCAGAUAGAAAUGUGGACAAGGUAGAUAUUAUGGUGAAAGAAUACUUGGAGUUAGCUGGAUACGAAAAGUGGGCUAGGUUGUAUGCACCUGUUAAUAGGGGAUGGACCAUGACGUCAAAUCUUGUCGAGUCAAUCAAUGCCGCACUAGUGUCAGCAAGGGAAUUGCCAAUAUACGACUUCCUCGAAGAAGUUAGGAAGAUGUUUGGACGUUGGAAUUGUAGUAACCGCAAAGAAGCUACAGAGACAUACACAACGCUUGGAAAAAAAUACCAGGAGAUGCUGACUUUGAAUGAGGCAAUGUCUACACGCAUGACCGUGGUACCAUCGACUGAAAACUUACAUACGGUUGACGAUGGAGGGAGGCAUCACACCGUCUGCCUGUUAGAGAGAAAAUGCGUUUGUGGGAGGUUCCAAGUUGAUGAAUUACCAUGCCCACAUGCUUGGGCUGUAUUGAAGAGCAAGUUUCUAAGGCCAGAAGAUUAUUGCUCUAACUAUUACAAACCAAAUUCUGCUGUAAUGACAUACGAUGUGCCUGUGUACCCGCUACCGGACAGAAAUGACUGGAAUAUACCAGCACAUGUUGUAGAGGAAGUUGUAUUACCACCCAAAUGGAAAAGACCUCCUGGAAGGCCAAAGAAGAAGCUCGAUAAACCUUUCAGUGAAUUGCUGCAGCCGAAUAAUCAACAUUCAUGUAGCAUAUGUGGGCAGGGAGGACAUAACAAGCAAAUGUAUAGAAAUGCUCCACGUAGGAUUUAG